Exophiala aquamarina CBS 119918 is the source of this 1908-nucleotide messenger RNA. Its product is annotated as ABC transporter ATP-binding protein ARB1. The transcript is spliced from 3 exons. The record is from RefSeq and is a predicted model, not a curated record. NCBI's taxonomy places the organism in Eukaryota, Fungi, Ascomycota, Eurotiomycetes, Chaetothyriales, Herpotrichiellaceae. The coding region runs from base 1 to 1908 and encodes 635 amino acids. Gene Ontology annotation, molecular function: ATP hydrolysis activity; ATP binding.
AUGCCAGUCUCUUCAUCGAAGGCCGCUCGCCUUGCCAAGAAGGCUGAGAAGGGUGACAAGAAAACCGCUGCAUCCAGACUUUCCUCCAAAGCCGCCUCCAGAAAUGCUUCCACAAACGGCUCAAAAGCGUCAUCGGUAGCUGGUGACGAUGACCCUCCUAUGCUCGAUGAAGAUGAAAUCGACGUCCCCGCAACCGGGGCCGAUAAGAUGGAGAAGGUCAAGCAGCUGACCGAGCAGAUGGAUAAACACGGCCUUUCCGAUCGAGUCACAACCGGUGUGCUCGCUUCUCUUGAGGCCAGUCGAGAUGUCAAAAUUACCUCGGCCUCCUUGGUUUUCCAUGGCAAAGUCCUCAUUGCCGACUCAACUAUUGAAGUCAACGCAGGUCGAAGAUAUGGCCUUCUAGGCGAAAAUGGAUGUGGCAAAUCAACACUUCUGAAGGCUAUCGAGAAGCGAGAAUUUCCCUUCCCUGAGCAUGUCGACAUCUAUCUCCUCAACGAGGGUGCCCCACCGACCGAUUUGGGCGCACUCGAAUGGGUUAUCAAAGAGGCAGAAAAGGAAGUCAAGAGAUUGGAUGAUCUUGCGGAAGAGAUCUUGGAGAAAGAGGGCCCUGAAAGCCCACAGUUGAUGGAUAUCUACGAGCGCUCUGAAGCAAUGGAUCCAAGCACAUUCGAAGUUCGAGCUUCUCUCAUUCUGACUGGAUUGGGGUUCAACAAGAAGACCAUCCACAAAAAGACCAAAGACAUGUCCGGUGGUUGGAGGAUGCGUGUGGCUCUCGGCAGGGCUCUCUUUGUCAGGCCAUCCCUGCUACUGCUUGACGACCCCACCGCCCAUCUUGAUCUUGAGGCUUGUGUGUGGCUGGAAGAAUACAUGAAGAAGUGGGAUAAGACGCUGAUCUUGGUUUCACACUCUAUGGACUUCUUGAAUGGUGUCUGCACAAACAUGAUCGAUAUGAGAGAGAAGAAAUUGAUCUACUACGGUGGGAACUACGAUUCUUACGUCAAGACUCGAUCUGAACAAGAGGUCAACCAGCAAAAGGCCUAUGUCAAGCAACAAGACGAAAUCGCACAUAUCAAGAAGUUCAUUGCCUCUGCUGGUACAUAUGCAAACUUGGUCCGACAGGCUAAAUCAAGACAAAAAAUCCUGGAUAAGAUGGAAGCAGACGGUUUUAUUCAACCUGUUGCACAAGAUCGCGUCUUCACCUUCAGAUUCGCCGACGUUGAGAAACUCCCGCCCCCGGUCCUGUCGUUCGAUGAUGUUACUUUCAGCUAUUCUGGAAAAAAGGAGGACAACCUGUACGAACACCUCGAUCUCGGUGUGGACAUGGACAGCAGAACGGCUCUUGUGGGACCGAACGGUGUCGGUAAAUCGACACUAUUGCGUAUCAUGACUGGCAAACUCAGUCCCACUGGUGGAAGUGUCAGCAGACAUACUCACUUGAAACUUGGCCUCUACUCUCAACACUCUGCUGAUCAACUAGACUUGACCAAGUCCGCCCUCGACUUUGUUCGUGACAAAUAUGCCUCGACUUCACAGGAUUAUCAAUACUGGAGACAACAACUCGGCCGAUAUGGUCUUUCUGGCGAAGCCCAAACAGCAUUGAUGGGAACAUUGUCUGAAGGUCAACGAUCUCGAGUCGUUUUUGCUCUUUUGGCCAUUGAGAGUCCUAACAUGUUGCUAUUGGAUGAGCCCACCAACGGCCUUGACAUUCCCACCAUCGACUCACUCGCAGAUGCCAUCAAUGCCUUCUCGGGCGGUGUGGUCGUUGUAUCUCACGAUUUCAGAUUACUCGAUAAAAUUGCCAAAGAUAUCAUGGUAUGCGAAAACAAGACUGUACGACGAUGGGAUGGCUCGAUCGGAGCGUACAAAAAUCAUCUGCGGAAGAAAAUGGUGUCUAUGGGACAAGUCUAG